AUGUUUGCAUUUGUAAUACCACAACUAAGACCCGACAUUUCUUACAUUCACACCUAUCCGCUCUCAUCUUCGCUACCCAACACCAUCUCGUCGUCAACCAACACCCUGAGCUCCAACAUGUUGUCUCAACAACAACAAGCCUCAAAACGUCGUCGUCGGAAUACUUUGUUGAACACGAUGGCCAACAUCGGAAAGCAAGAGGACACCAUCAAACCAUUACUAGCACCACGUGCUCGUAGCCGCACCAUAAAUUUCAAUGAACAUCAGAAUCAAUAUUAUGAUAAUGAUUACGACUAUGACAAUAAUGCAAUUUUACUCCACGUGAAUUUGAAAAACUACUUAGAGGCCAACAAUGAAGACUUCAACAAUGCUGAACCACGCCGCACCAUCAAGACUCUACAAAAAAAAACAAAUGAAAGACAAAAGCAAAGUUAA
Acaulospora morrowiae is the source of this 435-nucleotide messenger RNA. NCBI's taxonomy places the organism in Eukaryota, Fungi, Glomeromycota, Glomeromycetes, Diversisporales, Acaulosporaceae. The record is from the annotation of a GenBank genome assembly.